GGCGGGGCCGGGUCUCGCGUCACAGGGUGGGGCGGCCUCCCGCUUGGAACUGUUCGGGGAUCGGUGGUGCUGACUGAGGUCGCGGGCUUUGCUCUCCGUCCUCGGCGGCUGGGGCAGGGAGGGGCCAGCAUGGCGCGGCCGCCACCCCCUCCUUCUCCUUCUCCCGGACCGCAGUGGUAGCAGCCAGGCUUCCCUUCCCACCUUCCGUCGUCAGCACCGCCAUCGUCCUCCGCUCCCGGUGGCUGGCCUCGCUUGGGUGCUAUGGCCGCGGAAGUGCCCGGCCCCCCGGGCCUCCUCGUCCUCUGGCUCUUAUCGCCGCUUCUUCUGCUUCUGGGGGCACCGGCACCGUCAACCGGAGAACUAAGGUCACCGGCAGCGUCGGGUGUGGAAUCGCUGCUGGAGGAGUUCCGCCGCCAGCUGCAGCUUGACAGGGAUCCCUCCGGCGGCCGCAGCAAUGAGCUGGAGGAAGCGGCCGCUCACUGCCGAGGAGGGACUGAAGGACCAGCCGGCGGCGGCGGGAGUUUCUUCUCCGUCAGGUCCGACUCCAUCAUCCGCACCAAGGACUCCAUCGCGGCGGGUGCCACGUUCCUCGGCUCCCCGAGCUCGGUGGCUGGUCCCAGGCAUUGCCUGGAUGCCUGCUGCGCCGAUGCCCGCUGCACCCUCGCCGUCUUGCAGCAGCAGCAGCAGCAAUCGGCCUCGGUCCGCUGUUAUCUCUUCAGCUGCACCUAUCGUGGCCGCGCCGUCUGUGUCUUCUCCCCUCAGCGCGGCUACAACAGCUACUUCCUGGAACCCACCAGCCACCCUCCGGCUUUGGACACUGAUGAGCCUCCUCUUAGCAAGGCGGGAGAAGAUAUUAUUCUUCAGCUACCUGUUGACUGGGUUAUUCUGGAUGGCAGAGAAAGUGUGGAUGACCAUGGAAUCACACGAUUUGAAUGGACAUUACUUCAAGGUGCAUCAUCAAUUGAUAUGCAGGUACCUCAGCCAGGAACACUGAAGCUCUCUCAUAUGCCAGAAGGAAAAUACACACUGCAGUUGACUGUGACUGACACAGCUGGCCAAAGGAGUUCGGAUAACAUCUCAGUGACUGUACUUCCAAUGAUUCAUUCUGAGUUAGGUUGUGUUGGGACGUGUUCCCGUUACCAGUUCCUUUGUGAUGAUGGCUGCUGCAUUGACAUCACUUAUGCCUGUGAUGGGGAGAUCCACUGUCCUGAUGGGUCAGAUGAAGCUUUUUGCCAGAAGUAUAAUUCAGGACAGAAUGCAAUAACUCACAUAGAGACUAUUCAACAAAAUUCAGCUGAAUUAAUGAAAAAGGCCAAUGAACACCUUACAUUUGAAAUCACCCAGACAAGUACACUAAGCGGUCAAGUACUUGAACCAGAGAAAAUCAAACAAUCACCCUCUCAGGGACCAAAGAAACAAACUACCAGGUUUAUACCAGAGCAAUGCUUGCUCCCCCUAGCCACUGGCUCAUGCAACAGACACCUCCCUCGCUGGCAUUUUGAUGCUUUUUCAGGCACUUGCAUGCAUUUCAUCUAUGGUGGUUGCAAAGGCAAUGAAAACAACUUUCUUCAAGAAUCUGACUGUCUUGCUGAAUGUGUAAACGUUCAUGAUUCUAGAAUCUCAGGGAAAGACACAGAUAAGAAGAAUGACAAUGAUAUUGUAAGCUUGAAGAGCACGCAGAUUGAAAAAAGCCUUCCAGUCCCAGAAACAGGUGCUGUACUUCCACUGGCUUUGGGGCUAGCCAUCACUGCUUUGCUGCUACUCAUGGUUGCUUGCCGUUUGCGAUUAGUCCGGCAGAAAUUAAAGAAAGCGCGACCCACUACAUCUGAGGAGUCAGAUUACCUCAUAAAUGGAAUGUAUCUCUAGAGCAAGAUUCAGGAUACCUUUUUUUGCUAUCAAGCUUUCUCACAAAAGUGUACCUCUUGCAUCUCACAAUUCUCUUUUUAAAAGUGAAAACUGUGUUACCAAAAUAAGCGGCCAUCUUCCCAAAAUUUUCUUUUAAGGCCUAUGAUAGAUGAGCACCAGUUGUUUUUCCAAACUUGGCAACUUGAAGAUGUGUGGAUUUCGACUCCUGUAGUUUUCCACCCUGCACAGAAUUCCAGGAGUUGAAGUUGAUACCUCUUCAAAUUGCCAGAGUUAAGAAACACUAAUGUACAGUUGUGAUGGCAUGUAGUAGCUUUCACCAACAUCGUGUCCUCCAGGUGUUUUGAUCUACAAUGCCUUUCAUCCUCAAGCCAACAGGAAGCUCUAGUAUGGAAUUACUUUUAAGAAUAGCCUAUUCUUGGCAAUAAUGGAGGUAUGAGCUAAUCUGAUUUAUCUGUUGCAAUCCCACCAAAACAAAAUCAGAUUACUGGUGAAUGAGUGCAAUGCCGCUAAAGCUUAAAAUACAUUUAGUGUGCAAAAUUUUUUAUUUUAAACUUACCCUCUCUUUACGCUCUUCAGUCAUUUCUAUUUUGCAAACUAGUUUUGUGUGGUGAUAAAACUCAAUUUAAAACACUGGAAGCAAGUGGUUGAGCCAUACUUCUGCAAUAGCAUGAUGUCCUGUUGCAGUGGCCCACAUCACAGCAGGUAUUGAUACAGCAGUCACAUCUAACCAAAUAUAUUUUUGUAAAUGCUUUGACUCAUUAUAGGACAUUACUUUCCAACUCUUUAAGUAAAGCUUGCUUUUAAUGUGACAUUAUGAUCUAGUCAAGGUAUUUUCCCAUGAAAAAUUGCACUUGGAAUAUAUAAAUGGAAUUCACACAUCAGCUUCCUUUUCUACAAUGAAUGCAGCAGACACUGUACACCUAAAAGCAUCUUAUUGGUUUCCACAGGCUGGUCUUAGAGGAUACAAGAGAGAUUAUAUGAUGGAAAUGAUGUGCUGUGCAUCAUGUGUAACAUGUUGAGUGAUAAAAAUGACAUAAUUUAUAUCAUGUUUGUGAUGAUGUCAAAACCAUUUUGACUUCAAUCCGAUGGCUAUGAAGUAACCCACUUCUCUUUAAUGAAUUAGGAAAUCAGGCAUACAGUUCUCAUUAUAUCGCAUAACAGUUCUGACAUCUACAAUACUUUGCCUGGUCCUUCUCAGUGCAGCCAGGCUCUGCUCAAUUGUAAUCAGACAGUACUAGAUCAUCUAUGGGAAACUGCAGUCUUGACUUACGCAUUGGAAAUAUUUUGUUUGCAGAUGAGCACCAAUUUUAGCCUCUCUUUUAUCUCUGAGGAAGGCAUGACAGUUUCACCAUAUUAAUUUAAAAUUAGCUGCUCUAUUUUAAUCUUCCAGUGUUGGAGAUAAAUAUAACCUUAGGCUUAUAUUUCUUUCUCCUUACAGCUUUUCAAUCUUUUCUAUUUUCAUUUCUGCCUUUUUCAAAACACUUUAAGAAUAUCUGAAACUCUAAUCUUCAGAGUACACAAGCAUGUGAAUUAAGUAUGUGUCCACAAUUCUUUAAACCAGCCAUAUGUAGGCUCAUGGGAAGCUGCAAAGGAACAUAAUCUGUUUUAAAGAGUUGCAGACAAAUCCUUUAUUUAAUGCUUACUCCAAGGCACCUUAUUGGAAUUGAACCUGAAACGCUGCACAUUCCUAAUUAAAAGUAAUACAAUUAAGCCAUCAAUCAAUUAGAAGUGCAAUUUAGCCAUCCUUUCAAGCAAGUUAGUAAAAAAAAUUCUAGUUUAUCUACUUAUUUAGUUUAUAUAAUUUCAAAUGCUGAAAUAGCCAAGUCAGUAAUCUUUUACCUACUUGUUUUAAAACACUUCUUGUCAUUGUAUGUGGGUAUUUACCUUUUUCAUUGAAAUAUAUAAGUAGGCCAGGUCUGUAUCGGCAAUAGAAUCUCACAUUGCUAAGGGUGUAUAGCAGACAACAGGUGAAAAGUGUUCUAUUUUAAAAGGAUACUUUAAAUACUAAAUUCCUAAAGCCUAGCAUUUAGUUAAGGAGCUGAAACUGUUCCCUAUUCUGUACUUAUUCAAUUGUAGGGAGUAUUGCUUCCAUGAAUAAAAAUAGUAAUAUGCCUGAAGUUUGUAAUAUUGAUGAUGUUAAAACCUCAGGAUUCUUUUAAUUGUCCCACAGAAGUAGCUCAGAUAAUAAAUUUAGAAACUUCUUGCAGUUUCAAGUAGUAAACUUUUCACAAGGCUUUAAGUCCUGGUUAUUGUGCCCUUACUGUAGCAAAAUUGUAAACCUUUGUCACUUAAAAAGUUCAUCCAAUUGUCUAAAGGACUAAAGGUAUGCCUUUCCUUAAGUAUAUAUUGCAAAGUAUUUAUUCUGUGUAUGAGUUAUUGUAAGCUAUCUUUCCUCUUCACCAAACAUAUAAAUAUGUUAAAUCUGAAGGACCAGGUACAAAUCAGUUCAGGAAAGACAUUCAAGAAAUUGGUAUGUCUUAUUUUAAUGAACACAUUACAGAUGCUGAGCUGAGAAAUGUUAAGAAAUAAAUAUUUUAGUCAUAAUA
Crotalus tigris (Tiger rattlesnake) is the source of this 4412-nucleotide messenger RNA. It is a transcript of the gene LRP11, whose product is annotated as LDL receptor related protein 11. Bases 262 to 1866 code for a protein of 534 amino acids. NCBI's taxonomy places the organism in Eukaryota, Metazoa, Chordata, Lepidosauria, Squamata, Viperidae. The record is from RefSeq and is a predicted model, not a curated record. Gene Ontology annotation, molecular function: serine-type endopeptidase inhibitor activity; protein binding. The transcript has 8 exons.